Bombyx mandarina (wild silkworm) is the source of this 1406-nucleotide messenger RNA. RefSeq names its product elongation factor 1-gamma (gene eEF1gamma). Gene Ontology annotation, molecular function: translation elongation factor activity. The record is from RefSeq and is a predicted model, not a curated record. Gene Ontology annotation, biological process: translational elongation. Lineage: Eukaryota; Metazoa; Arthropoda; Insecta; Lepidoptera; Bombycidae. Gene Ontology annotation, cellular component: nucleus; cytoplasm.
GUCAAUGUCAAAGGGCAAAAUCCUCCCUCGCCAAUAUUUCCUCGGCCCCCCUUCUCUUUCCGAAAACUCCAACCAUGGCGGCCGGGGUACUUUACACUUAUCCGGAAAACUUCCGCGCUUAUAAAGCGUUGAUCGCCGCACAAUAUUCCGGGACUGAUGUGAAAGUAGCACCGAAUUUCGUAUUUGGCGAGACCAACAAGUCCGAAGACUUCUUGAAGAAGUUUCCUGCCGGAAAAGUGCCUGCAUUCGAAAGUGCCGAUGGAAAGGUGCUCCUAACUGAAAGCAAUGCCAUCGCUUACUACGUUGCCAAUGAAAGUCUCCGCGGAGGAGAUCUGGCUACCCAAGCCCGUGUCUGGCAGUGGGCAUCAUGGUCUGACAGCGAACUACUGCCUGCUUCCUGCGCUUGGGUCUUCCCUUACCUUGGUAUCAUGCAAUUCAACAAACAGAAUGUUGAACGUGCAAAGUCUGACCUACUGGCCGCCUUAAAAGUACUGGACGGACAUCUUCUCACACGCACCUUCCUUGUUACCGAGAGAAUCACACUUGCCGAUGUCAUUGUCUUCAGUACACUGCUGCAUGCUUUCCAGCACGUGCUAGACCCGAGCGUCCGUUCGUCGCUGAUAAACGUUCAGCGUUGGUUCCUGACCGUCGCCCACCAGCCGCAAGUGUCGGCCGUCGUCGGCUCGCUCACGCUCUGUGCGGCUCCUCCUACAUACGACCCUAAAAAGUACCAGGAGUUAGCUGGUGCACAGAACAAGAAGGAGGGCAAAAAAGAUAAGAAGUGUGAAAAGAAAGAGCAACCCAAGAAGAAGGAGGAAGUUGUUCCUGACCUUGAAGAGGAGGAGCUUGAAAAGCCUAAGGAGUCCAAGGACCCCUUCGACUCUAUGCCUAAAGGUACCUUCAACAUGGAUGAUUUCAAGCGUGUCUACUCCAACGAAGACGAAGCUAAAUCUAUUCCUUACUUCUGGGAGAAGUUUGACCCCGAGAACUAUUCCAUUUGGUAUGCCGAAUACAAAUACCCUGAGGAACUCGCUAAGGUGUUCAUGAGCUGUAACCUUAUUACGGGUAUGUUCCAGAGGUUAGACAAAAUGCGCAAACAGGCUUUCGCAUCCGUCUGCCUGUUUGGUGAAGACAACAAUUCCACCAUCUCUGGAGUGUGGGUGUGGCGCGGAAAGGAGCUCGUGUUCCCGCUGUCGUCUGAUUGGCAGGUGGACUACGAGUCCUACGACUGGAAGAAACUGGAUCCUUCGAGCGAGGAGACCAAGAAACUUGUCCAGGACUACUUCUCGUGGAACGGAACCGACAAAGACGGUAGAAAGUUCAACCAGGGCAAGAUAUUCAAGUGAAUGCCGACCAACGUCCAGCCAAUGUAUACACAUUUCAUACAAUAACUAUAAAAAACUUUA